UAUUGUAUAUAGAUACGAAGUUAGCACUGGUGUAUUUUGCACAUUUAAUUUUUUAUUUCUUUAUAUUUGGUAGUUAAAAGUGCUGCACCAGUUAUUGUAGUAUGCAGCUGACAACGAAUUGCCCCAUAGUAAGCAGGGGCGCACUGACCAUUUGGAAACUAGGGCACUGCCCGAGGGCCCGGGAUGCCCCCUGGUACCUUUUUCAUAGGCUUUUUUUGAGUUUGGGCAAGGACACAGGGGCCCCAUGAUCCCCUAUUGCCCAGGGG
Molecule: messenger RNA, 266 nt
Organism: Staurois parvus
Lineage: Eukaryota; Metazoa; Chordata; Amphibia; Anura; Ranidae
Source: the annotation of a GenBank genome assembly